UCUCCGCCGCCGCGACCCUGCGGCAGCAGACCGACCGAUCCCCGCCUCCCGCGCAUGAGCGCGAGCAGCGGCAGCGUUCGCGAGCUGACGGCCCUCCUCUCGGCGACGCGCCGCGCGCGCCACCCAAGCUCCGCCCACGCCGCGCAGCUCCACGCCCGCCUCGUCGUCUCCGCGGGCGCGCGCCCGCACCCGGCCCUCCUCACGCGGCUCGUCUCCCUCUACGCCGCCGCGGGCCGCCUCGCCGACGCGCUCCGCGCCUUCCGCGCGCACCUGCCCGCUGCCGACCUCCGCACCUACGCGGCCCUCGUCUCCGCCCUCGCGCGGCCGCGCCCGGGCCUCGCGUUCUCGCUCUUCGCGGGCGCGUGCCGCCGCCGCGGGCUCCGCCCGGGCCCCGGCCCCCACCUCGUCUCCGCCGUCCUCGCCGCCUGCGCCAGCCUCCCGCCCCUCUGCGGCCGCCAGGUCCACGCGCGCGCCGCCAAGGCCGUGCCCCCACGCGACGUGUUCGUCUACACCGGGUUGGUCGAUGCGUACGCCAAGGCCGGGGACAUGGCGGCGUCCAGGAAGGUGUUCGGCGAAAUGCCCUGCCCGGGCGCAGCGUCCUGGAACGCGCUCCUCGUCGGUUACGCCAGGAACAAGAUGUGCCGCGAAGCGCUGUCGGUGUUCAGGGAGCUGGCGGGGCAGGGGCGGGAGGCGCUUCUGGACCAGGUGAGCGUCUCAAGUGUGCUGAGCGCUUGCUCCUGGGCAGGCACGGUGAAAUUUGGUCGCCAGGUGCAUGCGCGCGCUGCCAAGGUGGGGCUGGACCUGGGCGCAGUCUGUGUUAGCAAUGCCCUUCUUGAGAUGUACACAAGGUGUGGGUGCUCGCGGGAAGCUUUGGUCCUGUUCGAUGCUAUGGAAUGCAGGGAUGUCAUCACUUGGAACGUUGUCAUUUGUGCCUGCAUUCAUGAGAGCCGCUUCAAGGAAGCUUGUAUCUUGUUCCAGUCCAUGGUCAGGGAUGGUGUCUUGCCCGAUGAUGUGUCCUAUGCUACUGCAUUGCAGGCAUCAGCAUGUAUGCUGUCAUGGGCUCUUGGAGCAAGCACACAUGCCUCUGUAAUCAAGACAGGGUUCUUGGACAGCGAUGGCAUUGCUAGCUCGCUUAUCACCAUGUAUUCAAAAUGUAGCAGCUUGGGCGAUGCACUCCAAGCAUUUGAGGUAGCAGAAGAUCGCUUCUGUGUAAUGUCAUGGACGGCCAUGAUCACUGCACUGCAGCAGAAUGGACAUGGAGUAGAGGCGGUUGAUAUGUUUGAGAAAAUGCUAGAGCGUGGCAUCCCUCCAGACCACAUCACAUUUGUUAGUGUUCUCUCUUCCUGUAGCCACAGUGGACUUGUUGAGCAAGGACGCAAGUACUUCAAUUUGAUGACCCAAGUUCAUAAGAUCACACCUUCGACUGAGCAUUAUGCGUGUAUUGUUGACAUGUUUGGGCGAGCAGGCCUUCUAAGUGAGGCGAAGCAAUUCAUUGACCAGAUGAGAGUCAAGCCAGAUGCAUCAGUCCUCGGGGCACUACUUUCAGCUUGCAUGAACUGCAGGGACCUUGAGAUGGGAGAGGAGGUUGCUAAGAAGCUGUUUGUGAUUGAACCUGGAAAUACUGGGAACUAUGUCCUGCUUGCUAAUAUCUACACAUCACAUGGAAGAUUGGAGGAGGCAAAAGAGAUGUGGAAAUUGAUGAGGGUCCAGGAGUUAAGGAAGGAGAAGGGAUGCAGCUUAGUGAACAAUGAGAGCCAAAACUCUAUGUUAUGAAUCUUCAGCAAUGAGCUCACUACACGUUUGACAUACAUACAGUUAACAGAUUUUUGCAUACUCAAGGGUUCAUGAACAUACCAGCCUUUGAUUCUGGAAUAUACGAUCCAAACUGUAUGUGAACACGCAAAAGGAAAACAAUUACAUUACUAACAAUGUGAUCAGUAUAUGUGUUCCUCAUAGUUGGAUUACCAAUAUUACAUGCCGAAUUACACAGCAAAAGGAGGAAACAAAGCAGCACAGCAUAUGUUGCAACUAUUGGAUUGUGAUUCGAUCAUAUUUGGAGCACAUUCUCUUGUCUGUCAGAUGAGGGCCUCAGCCCUCAGGUUAAUGUUCCAAGUUGUAGCCUUCUUCCACAUUAGGUAAGAUCUGUUUCAGCUUAUUGUUUUUCUUUCCUGUGGCCUCUCAGAGUUGCACAUGUGGCAGAAAUAAAGGGAUAUGAAGUGUUAAAUACCGAAGUUGGCCAUCCUUUGACAAUAGAAUUGGAGACAAGCAUUUGCUACAAGAGCACAGACUACAUUCUUAAAGCCAGAGAUCAAGAUGGUAGUACAAGUUUGCUCCACUCAUUUUUUAGAAGGAUAAAUAUAAAAUGGGACGAUUGCUUCAUAGAAGGGGGAAAAUAUCUCUCUUUCAGGUGAUGGGAGUCUUGAACAUGUGGCGGAGUUUGGCGAGGAGGCUGUCGUACCCUUCCAGCAAGAGCAAGUCCAGCUUCCGGCCGAUUGGAACGCCUUCCAUAUACACCUUCACGAACAAUGUCCGCCGCCGGCGUGCUGACGCCAUCAAGGCGCUUCUGAGGAACGGCUUGAUUGGGGGCCAAUCAGGGUGUACUUGGUUCCUGCCCAUCAUCCGCCCGUGUUGAAAGUGUUGUUAAUAAAUGUGGAUGAUGUCCACAAGGAAACGAAUUAGGUGGAGAGUACUGUUGGAUAUUAAUUGGGGACGCUCUACAUCUCUGAAAUAUGAUAACAACAACACAAAUCUGAAGUUGUUGUGAAGAUUGCAAUGAUCAGUGAAGGAUCUUAAAGCGAGUGAAAUGUCUGGCUCAAUGAAUAAAAAAGUAAAUCCGAUUCUAUA
Panicum virgatum (switchgrass) is the source of this 2844-nucleotide messenger RNA. Its product is annotated as pentatricopeptide repeat-containing protein At2g33680-like. Gene Ontology annotation, biological process: RNA modification. The record is from RefSeq and is a predicted model, not a curated record. Lineage: Eukaryota; Viridiplantae; Streptophyta; Magnoliopsida; Poales; Poaceae. Gene Ontology annotation, molecular function: RNA binding; protein binding. The transcript has 4 exons. The coding region runs from base 55 to 1773 and encodes 572 amino acids.